UGCCCGGGCCGAGGCGGCGGUCCGCACGGUGGAGAGGAUUUCCGUCAGGCAGUGCCGAGGGCACCCCAGAGGGGUGGGGCCACGAGGCGUCCCGGGUGCGGGAGGCCCCCCAGGUGACGGCGGAGCAGAAGUGGCGCCCCCCGGCAGUGGCUCUCAGGACUUCGGAGCACCCACGCGUUUGAGUGCAGUCAAACCCUCGUUCCUGUGGCAAUGCCCAAAGUGAAGAGGAGCAGGAAGCCUCCCCCGGAUGGCUGGGAGCUGAUUGAGCCAACGCUGGAUGAGCUGGAUCAGAAGAUGAGAGAAGCGGAGACUGAGCCUCAUGAAGGGAAGAGGAAAGUGGAAUCCCUUUGGCCCAUCUUCAGAAUUCAUCACCAAAAAACACGUUACAUCUUUGAUCUCUUCUACAAAAGAAAAGCUAUCAGCAGAGAGCUCUACGAGUACUGCAUCAAGGAAGGAUACGCUGACAAAAACCUGAUUGCGAAGUGGAAGAAACAGGGUUAUGAGAACCUCUGCUGCCUGCGGUGUAUCCAGACGCGGGACACCAACUUCGGAACCAACUGCAUCUGCAGGGUCCCCAAAAGCAAGCUGGAAGUGGGGAGAAUCAUUGAAUGCACUCACUGCGGAUGCAGAGGCUGUUCUGGGUGAAGCCUUUAGCUAUAAGACUACUUUUUGAACUCUGAGGGAUUUCAUCCUACACAAUGGACAGUUACAGCCACCUUCUGUGUGAUUGGAUAUUUCUGUAUAGCAAUUAAAACAGUAAUGUAUUCACCUGGAUCAUAUAUACAAAGGUGGUUGUGUUGGAGUAGGUUUUUGUGUAGCCAUUUAUUUUAAAAUAAAGUCUACCUUCCUGA
Messenger RNA from Chroicocephalus ridibundus (black-headed gull), 851 nucleotides. RefSeq names its product BUD31 homolog (gene BUD31). Gene Ontology annotation, cellular component: spliceosomal complex; nucleus. Lineage: Eukaryota; Metazoa; Chordata; Aves; Charadriiformes; Laridae. The transcript has 5 exons. The record is from RefSeq and is a predicted model, not a curated record. Gene Ontology annotation, biological process: mRNA splicing, via spliceosome. Bases 211 to 645 code for a protein of 144 amino acids.